Messenger RNA from Metopolophium dirhodum (rose-grain aphid), 426 nucleotides. RefSeq lists its product as uncharacterized. Bases 1 to 426 code for a protein of 141 amino acids. The record is from RefSeq and is a predicted model, not a curated record. NCBI's taxonomy places the organism in Eukaryota, Metazoa, Arthropoda, Insecta, Hemiptera, Aphididae. The transcript has 5 exons.
AUGAUAAGUUAUGAGUUAAAACUUCGAACAGAUUUGAUCACAAAGUAUACGCUCAUGAUAGCAGCCGGAUACCUGGUGUUGACGAUGUUUCAAUGUAUUAAUCAGAUGAACUACAUUGGAUCCAUUUACGCCAUCGGAGCAAUAAUAACAAAUAGAACAAGUCAUAUUCAAAGAGCAAUAUUCAUAACGGGAUUCGGAUGCAUUAUUGAUAUAUUUCAUCUUAUUUUUCAUAGAUCUAAAUCGAGUUGGGUUUUUGUCAAAGUCAUUCAAUUUACUAUACGUCUUCUCGGUAUCGCAUUCGAGAUUGUGACUAUAUUGUCGUUGCAAUGCUACUGGAAGUAUACCGAAGAAAUGCAAAAACAACCGGAAAAAAUAUGGGUUCAACAUAAAUUGGGGCAAGCAUUUUCCAUAUUUUUCAAAAAUUAA